AUGUUGCUUCGUAUACGUUCGCCGGCAGGUACAGCUCGUAUCAAUGUCGAACCCACUACUCCAGGCGAGGAAUUUGCUCAAAAGAUGUUGGAAACUAUCUCCAAGGGAGACGAACAACCUGAUCCAGCGACAUUGAAACUGAGUAAUCAACCUGGAUCAAGUGGUGAAAGUGUGCCCUUUUCAGCUUUAGUUGGAAGAACAGUUGGUGAUAUGGGAUUCAGUCAUGGAGACCUUCUUUUCUUAUCUUAUAAACCAAUUUCAGCAGAUCCUCAAUCACAUCCUACUACUCAAGCGUCAACUUCACAUUCACAUCCUUCUCAACCUGAUCCUUCACAUCCACAUACACAUACAGAUCCACCAUUGCCCAAUACUAUUCCACUGAAAGAUCUUUCACAUGUAGAAGAGUCUCCAGUCGAUUUGUAUUGGAAAACUCAAAAUGGAAAAAUCGAAAGAAAGAGAGAUCCAGUUCUCUGCAGACAUGGUGAAAAGGGAAUGUGUGAUUACUGUAUGCCUUUGGAACCUUAUGAUGCCAAGUAUCAAGCGACGGAACAAAUUAAGCAUUUAUCAUUUCACGCAUAUUUACGAAAAUUGUUAUCGUCUAGACCUACUUCAACAUCAUCUGCGACUGAUUUACCUCCACUUGAUCCAUUAUCAUUAUCAGUGAUGGAUCCUUGUCCAACAGGGUCGCAUCCUCCCUUUCCCGCUGGAAUCUGUUCCACAUGUCAACCUUCCGCAGUGACACUACAAUCACAAACAUAUCGUAUGGUCGAUCAUAUCGAGUUCGCUUCUCCAGCUAUUAUAGACGGUAUCUUAUCGGCUUGGAGAAGAACAGGUACUCAAAGAAUAGCGUUUUUGAUCGGACGUCAUGAUAAAUAUGAAAAAGUACCUAUGGGCGUCAAGACCGUAGUUGAAGCUGUAUGGGAGCCUAGACAAGAAGGAGAAUUGGAUGGAUUAACUGUCGAAACCCCUUGGGAAGAUGAAGAGAGAGUCAGUGAAAUAGCGAAUUGGUGUGACAAAGGUUUAGGAGUAGUCGGGAUGAUUUACACAGAUCUGACACCCCAACCUGAUGACAUUACCAAGACAGUGUUUAAACGUCAUGCUCAGUCGUAUACCGCUUCAUCACUCGAGAUGUUACUCUCAGCAGCUUAUCAAAUAUCCCACCCACUUCCUACUAAGAUGUCGCCAACUGGUCACUUUUCUUCACGGUUUGUUACGUGCUGUUUAACGGGCGAUGAAGAUGGUGGAAUCGGUGUACUAGCCUGGCAAGCAUCGGAGAACGCUGAGGCAAUGGUGAAAGCUGGUAUCGUAGAAGCAAGUGUGGAUCCGGGAAUCGUCAGAGUAAGAAAACCUGGAGAGGGGGAAUACAUCCCUGAAGUUUUCUACAGUUAUAAAAAUGAAUACAAUCUGCAAGUGAAACAACCUGCUAAACCUACAUUCCCAGUAGAGUAUCUCUUCGUGAAUAUAACACACGGUUUCCCUGUUGACCCAUCUCCCCUCUUCCUGUCCAAUUCGUUCCCCACUGAGAAUCGACCCGGUCUUCAUGAUCAAUCGCUAGAAGUAGUCAUCUCUCAAUUAUCUGCAAUAAUUCGUAAAUCUGAUGCGGAAGUUACUGAUACUGGUACCUGGCCUCAGAGGAUCAAAGAGGAGGUAAAGAAAUGGUUGAGUGAUUGGCAUUUAGUCGCUUUCCUGUGCAUGCAAGGAUUGUUCUCGUUAGAGGAACAAAAGAUUCUAGGACGAGUUGCGACUAUGCACGCUCAUCCAAACGAUAAGAAUGCUUUAGAAGAGUUGUUCGGUAGUAAAGGAUGGUCUCACUUUUUAGCUAUAAUCGAAUCAACAUCUUCAGCGAAUAUCCCCACACAAGCUGCACCACCAUUAAGAGCAUUUGGAGAGAUGGGCAUUGAUUCUCCCAAUGGACUAGGUGGAUCUUCAGCGAAUCCAGCCACAUCAGGAACUGCUGAAUCCGCAUCAGCAUCAUCGGCACCAGCGGCAAGAUCAGAUUCAGAGAAAAUCUGCCCUCAUUGUACUUUUGUCAAUGAGCCCGGCAGGUCAGAUUGUGAUAUCUGUGGAUUACCCCUCGAAGGGUGA
Molecule: messenger RNA, 2085 nt
Organism: Kwoniella shivajii
Lineage: Eukaryota; Fungi; Basidiomycota; Tremellomycetes; Tremellales; Cryptococcaceae
Product: nuclear protein localization protein 4
Exons: 9
Coding region: 1-2085 (694 amino acids)
Biological process (GO): ubiquitin-dependent protein catabolic process
Cellular component (GO): nucleus
Molecular function (GO): ubiquitin binding; ubiquitin protein ligase binding
Source: RefSeq, a predicted model, not a curated record